AUGAGCCAAGAUUCGAUACGCCAGAAGAGCGCUUUCUCAUGCGAGCCGUGUCGGCGAAGGAAGGUGAAAUGUGACACGGGACAGCCGACGUGCCGCCGAUGUGUUGCACGUGGCGAGAGAUGCACGUACAGACUAGCACCCUCGAUCUCGUACACCAAGAAGCUCGAGGAUCGCAUUGCCGCCCUUGAGGCGACACUUGCAGACCGGGAUAGCCAUCACUCCCACUCAUCCGCCGAGCAUGGACCCAGUCCGUCGUUAUCGAGUUCACUAUCUGAAGCUCCCGCUGCUUCUGGCACGCCGCCCUCCGGUGGAGAAGCAGCAAACCCGCCAGGUCUGGAGCGAGACCACCGCGGACAUGUCUCAUUUCACGGCAGCACAAGUCUGUUCAAUCUGGUGAUGGCUCGUACGAUUGAGCAUGAUCCCGCCAUGCAGGCUGCGCUGAGCGAUGAGCAAAGCAAGCAGGAGCUCAUCAAUAGUGCCUGGACAGAGCGAGCUCUUGAGAGGUUGUCCAAUCUGCCCGAGGCGAUCCAGUUUUUGCUGGAUUCACAUUGGUGUUGGGUCCAGCCGCUAUUCAAUUUCGUAUACCGGCCUGCCUUCACACGCGACCUCAAGACGAACGGCCAAUUCUGCUCUGUGCUAUUACUCAACGCUAUGCUUGCUCAUUCCGUAAGAUGGGCAAAGGCCGAUCAUAACGUUGCCCAUUUGCUGGAGCCUUUUGAAGACGGUGCAUACUUUGCUCGUCAGGCUCGAAUGAACCUCAUGGAUUCCGUACAAAACGGGCCCCCGACCAUACCUACUGUACAAGCUUUGCUAUUACUGAGCGCACAGGAGUGUGGGCAAGGCAAUCUAACACAGGCAUGGUUGUACAGCGGCAUGGCUUUUCGUCUGAUCGAAGAUUUGGGCAUAGUUUUUAACAACAGCAAGUAUUCGUUGUCAACUGAAGAGCUGGAAGUCCGCAAUCGCUUAUUCUGGUCAUGCUAUCUCUGGGACAAAGUCAUGUCACUGUAUCUUGGACGACUCCCGGUGCUCCGAGAAAGCUCUGUCAGCCCUCCCCGAAGCAUACUCGAUGACACAAGCGAAAUCGACAUAUGGAUACCCCAUGGCCUCGAUCAGGCUACAACUGCGGACUACCCGCCCGCUCAGGCUUAUACAACCUCAUGUUUCAUAAACACCUGCGCUCUAUCUGAGAUCUUGCAUGCUCUAAUGGUCACAAUGUAUAACCCAACAAAGGAGAGCACCAUUGCGGAAGUUGCAAAGUGUGCUAUGGAGGAAGAAAGACGGCUUAUUGCCUGGCAUGACAACCUGCCGUCACACUUGAAGAUUUCUCUUCUCCCAGUUCCGGAACACUGCCCACCGAGCCACAUUGUCACGUUGAACUGUAUAUAUCACACGACACGCAUAUUACUCCAUCGACCAAUGCUCACGACAUAUGGCAAGCGAUCCAAUCUUGACGAUGCUCAGAGCGGACAUCACUUACGACAAUGCCUGGAGUCUGCCAGUGCAAUUCUGCUCCUGUUCAAUUUGUUCUGUAAAUCUUUCGGCGAUGGCCACGUCAUCCUAUGUCAGGCGUACGCAGUGUACACGGCAGCAUCGAUGUUCCUGCUGCAGGUUCAGGCUACCAAAGACUUCACCUCACAAGCUAUGGAAAACCUAAGAUAUAGUGUUGAUGCGCUUGAGCGUCUCAAAAAGACCAGCCCGAUCCUUGGAUCAGCUCUGCUGUCGAUAUAUCGCGCCUUGCAGGAGUCGAACCCCGCAAUGAUCGCGAAGGACAACGAUGGCUCUUACUACAUGUCGAAUGCACGCGGCAUCGAUCACAACCAACCGUCAGCGUCAUCGAGGAUCAAUAUGGAUCCCCUUGGGAGCACUCGCAACGGCGCUCAGGACAUCAACUUUGUCUUACCAGAUUUCGAGUACAUGGACAUCUCGCCCGACCUCUUCGACAUGCUCCCGGACAUCGAGCCGAUCUCUGCCAAUGUCAAUGCCGGAAUGGGGAUCAAUUUGGAUCAGCAAUGGUUCGCGAGAUAA
This is a messenger RNA of Zasmidium cellare ATCC 36951, 2025 nucleotides long. RefSeq lists its product as uncharacterized. The record is from RefSeq and is a predicted model, not a curated record. Lineage: Eukaryota; Fungi; Ascomycota; Dothideomycetes; Mycosphaerellales; Mycosphaerellaceae. Gene Ontology annotation, biological process: regulation of DNA-templated transcription; DNA-templated transcription. Gene Ontology annotation, molecular function: zinc ion binding; DNA binding; DNA-binding transcription factor activity, RNA polymerase II-specific. Bases 1 to 2025 code for a protein of 674 amino acids. The transcript is spliced from 4 exons.